GGACGGAAUUUGGCAGAACUUAUGCACAAGGGCUUACAGUACAUCGAGUACCACUUCACAGUCCCAAAGUAGACAGGUACCUUACAUUGGCCAAGGUGAUCUAGACUACAGCUAGGGACCUUGGAAGGUGAUUUGAUAGCACAAACACGUGCAUAUGCCGAAAAAACCCAGCCCAACCCAAACUCUGAUAAUACAACCAAAAAUCCUUACACCCCUCCACCAAUCUCCCGAGAUUGGCGUCAGUUUCUGCAGCCAUGUCCUACAGUGGCAGCUACUACAGGCCGUCUCUAAAGAACAGCGUCGAUGUGCAACUCCAAAACGCAUUCGGAGAUGGAAACUGGGCGACCGUUGUUCGUUUGGCCGAUAAAAGGGCCAAGGCCACGAACGACCCCUACUUCGAGGUAGUAAAAGCGUGCGCAGCCACGCAGCUGGAAGGGCCACUUGAAAGACAUGCGGCACUGGUCUCCAUCGACAGCUUCGUCAGGAAAGGCACGGUUCUCAAAGAUGCCGAUGCCUUGGAGCUAUACGAGUGGGCACUCAGGGACUUGGCUGGACUCUUCAGCUAUAGCCAAACUCUAGGUGCUAUGAGGUCGCGAUGGGUCAAAGUGAACCCGCGCAGUCCAGCAGCACUUCAAUGCCUGAGGGCCUGCAUCCAGAACUGGGACCUGGUGAAUGCCCAGCAGAUCGCAGCAAUCCUGGAUAAAACGCCUGGGGUUCAGCGGCAGUUCAUGUACUGGAACAUCGUCCUAACCUACAUGCUUUCUAAUAGCGAGCAAUGUCCCAAGGAGAAACAGAAGAUAUAUGGCAUGCUGGCCAUGAAACAGCUUGAACGGGCAGCGGAGCUAACUGAGUCGAACCCCAACAAGAGCAACGAGGACAAACAGAGCAAGCUGUCGGAUAGGGGCCUCCGAACAGACGAAGAAAUAGUAUUUUAUUAUCGAUUACUCGCCAGUCAGAGUGCCCCUGCAGAGUUUCUUGCCCACAUGAGAAGCCCGGUUCUUGGAGCAUUGAAGCAAUUUGAGGAGGGGCGCAAACACCUACUGAUGGAAGCACUUAAGACGUUCGAGAAACAGCAACAAUGGGCUGCAAUUUUCGAGUUUUGUUUGCAUGCUUUGAGCAAAGAAGAGAGCGACGGAUCACCUUCAUUCCUUGCUGCUGAUUUGGUUAUAUGGAAAAGUCUUAUAAGUGCGGCAGCGAAAAUGUCGAACCCGGAAGAAAGCCUCAGCUUAGUACAAAGCCGCCUUGUGGUGUUCGCUUCUGCAAUGAAAUCGCAGAAGGUACCCCCUAUGUAUAGGAAAAACAUCGGACUUGCGCUUCUUGAGCUUACAUUCAAGACCGAAGGCAGCGGGUGGUUUGAGUCCGGCUCAAGUAACCCAAUGAGUACGCGGGUGGCGCAGCUCGGACUCUUCCUCCAACAGUACGGGCACGAGAUAUCAGCAUUUGACGAUGUGAAAGGAUUCAUCGAAGUGUUGAGCUUUGAAGAGACUCGCUGUUUGUUGGACGAGGUACUGAUGAAGCGCAUUUAUACGAAGCAUCACUCGCCUCAUAUCGCAACACUAUACGUCAAGCUACGAUAUCACCUAACCACCUCUCCACACUCGGUGUUCCACGAUUAUAGUGAAGCCAAGGAAUCUGGAGAACGCCUCAAAAAAACCCCGACUCGUUGCAAAUACUGCUCCGCCGUGCUGCCUGGCAAAGUAUGUCAAGACUGCAUCCGUCAAGUUGCGAAAGUGGCGAUGGAGUUGCACGCGGUAAACAGCCGUAAGCAGGCCGAUGAGACCCCGAAUACGGAUAGAGACCCUACCAUCGAUCUCGCCCUCGUGGCCGCCAUGUGCCUUCUCAAGCUCUCUGGGCUAGAAUCUUCUAAUCUUCACCUUCCAGUACAACAUCAAGUAGACUUCAGCCUUUUCCUCCAGGCAGUGGCCAUUCUCGACAAUCAGCUGCAAAAGACCCCAGACCAGCCGCCUCUUCGAUUACUUCUCUCGAGGCUGUACAUCGUUCUUGGCUGCGCAUCCUAUUCUCAUCAGAUAUGGCUGCCACUAGGGGUAAAAAGAACAAUCCACGACUCUCUCAGCCCACUUUUCUUUGAUCGCAUAUCGACAAUAUCACCUGGACUAUUUGUGGGUUCAAGACCGCCAAUGGAACCACUGAGGACGUUCUACUCGUAUACUCUGCGAGAUCCGUCCCCCGUCAAAAUCUGGGAUGCUUUCGAUUCCGGGAGCUACAGCUCGGUUCUGGAGAUCACGGAUUAUUGUGAGAGGCUUCGUCACAGCUGCACCCUCAUCAUGACAGUUGUCGAGGAGCGUCGCGUAGCUCGAGCUCUAGGAGGACGCCUUGACAACCUGGAGGAUAUUUCCUUCCUAGGUGAGAUUUACGACCAUACAACUCUUUUCACAACUCUUGAUGUAGGAUCCGUCAUGAAUCUCGAAUCAUCCCAUACGCCAGCCCCACUAGAACAGCUUGGUGUAGGGCCGCCACCUUCGAAUACCCGUUCGCACCUUGAACUGCUUGCAGAAAAAUUCCUACAACUGUGCGAUUUCACACCGUCCAAGGACUACAAGCCAGCAAAGCCAGCUAUCGUAGCUGAACAAGAACUGCGGUAUAUACUGGAGACACUGACUUCCCUUCACGAAUCGUUCACCAACUUUUUGCAUCUGGGCGACACGUCUGCUCACUUGACCCGUGCAGAAGAGGCCUAUUACACAAUCUUGACGUUGUGGUCUGGCUUGAUGUCCAUUGCGGUAUCAACAAGCCGCUCAGAAGAUCUCACCUUGACUGCGCCAGAACUCAUGUCGGCCAUACUGGCCACCGUUUCAACAAUGAAGGAGCUGGCUUUCAGCACAUCACUUCCCAAAGGCCGAAAGUCCACCAUGCUCCAGAUUAGCAGCCCGCAUGCGGCUGCCCUGUUGCGUGAGACUGCGGUAGCUCUCAAGAGCGGCGCAUCAUUUGUGCUUUCGCUUCAUGAACAGGCACAGGCGCGAGACCGAUCGGGUAAAAGCAGUCUGCACAAGGACGUCGUGGCACAGAUGAAAGAGAUGGCGAAGGUUGCGACAGAGGUCCUAAACCAGACUAGAGAUCACUUCAAGUUCCUCAAGUCCGAGUUGGGGGAGACGGGGUGGCUGGAUGAUGUCGUCAACUUGACGAUAGGAGAGAGCGACGACCUGGCUGCGGCGGUUCUGGCUACUGCGGGCGGCCGCGCCAAUGUGGAGAAUUGGGCCGGCAAGAUGCUUGACAGUUGGAGGGAGGGUGUCAAGGGAUGGAUUAUGGUAAAGACGGACUAACCAAAACAAGCAAGUCCGGCACAGGCUGUUGAAGAGUGAAGUUCCCUAGGGACAUAGUAAUUAAAUCACGGGAGAACAAAGAAGAGCUAGUGUCCCAAUACUGAUUGAAAUUGGAGUAACAGUUCCAAAGUACUCCAAGCUCCAAGAGGGGAUGGUAGAACAGGGGACUAGAAAAAAAAACUUUAACUUGAAGGUUUAUGCGGAA
This is a messenger RNA of Pyricularia oryzae 70-15, 3486 nucleotides long. RefSeq lists its product as uncharacterized. Bases 255 to 3281 code for a protein of 1008 amino acids. Lineage: Eukaryota; Fungi; Ascomycota; Sordariomycetes; Magnaporthales; Pyriculariaceae. The transcript is spliced from 9 exons. The record is from RefSeq and is a predicted model, not a curated record.